GAUGGGAUGUUGACAGGUUGUUCCUCGAGCUACAGGAGAAGCUUCAGAGUCACCUGACCUCCGGCCGGAUCCAACAUGGCCGCCCAUCGAAUCCGAGCCACGGCCACCAACAACACGUCGCUGCCUCGCUGCCGCUCCGAGGGAACGCUCAUCGACCUCAGCGACAGCCUAUCGGAAGCCAGUCUGAACGAUGUCAAAGUGCCUUCUCCCAGUGCCUUGCGCCUGGACUCCACUGCCUCCUUCGGUGCCGCUCGGGAAGUCGUGGCCAUCAAAGACUACUGCCCCUCCAGCUUCACCACGCUAAAGUUCUCCAAAGGGGACCGCCUCUACGUGCUGGACUCGUCAGGAGGCGAGUGGUGGUACGCCCACAACAACACGGAGAUGGGUUACAUCCCGGCUGCUUACGUGGAGCCCAUCAACUUUAGGGACUCGUCUUUCAGCGACAGCGGGAUGAUAGACACCGUAGGGGACGGUAUCGAGGAGGCAGCCAAAGAAAUGGACCUCUUAGGGGAGUGGGCCGGGGUGAUUCUGAAACCCACCACCUUCCAAAAUGGGAAUCCUUUCGCUACAACCAAUACCUCGACGAACCCUUUCCUGAACGGGGGUCCUCCGAGCUCCCUUGAUCAGAACAGUAAUGAGAAAUCAGUGGACCUCUUAUUGUUUGAUACGCUCAUUCCGUCAGUGCCCAACUCCACCAGCAGCGCCACAACCAAUGGUUUCAAUAGCGUUUUUAACCCCAUUAGUCCCAGUGUAGGACCGGGACAAACGCUGCGCAGGGACAACCCGUUUUUUAGAAGCAAAAGAUCCUACAGUCUGUCCGAACUGUCGAUCCUUCAGGCUCAGUCCGACGCCCCUCAGGGCUCCUCUGGGUUCUUCGGAGGCUUGAAAGCACCGGCACCAGAGCAGUUUCAGAGCAGGGAGGACUUCCGGACAGCUUGGUUAACCCAUCGUAAGCUAGCCAGGUCCUGCCACGACUUGGACUCGCUCGGACAGAACCCAGGAUGGGGUCAAACGCAGCCGAUUGAGACCAGCAUCGUCUGCAGGUUGGACAGUUCAGGAGGCGCCGUCCAGCUUCCCGACAGCAACAUCAGCAUCCUUUUACCGGAGGGCCACGUGGCACCGGGCGACACCCAGCAGAUCUCAAUUAUAGCUCUGCUGGAUCCCCCUCUGGAGCUAAACAACGACCGCUGCACCACCGUCAGCCCCGUGGUGGAGAUCAAACUCAGCAACAUGGAGACCAAAACCACCAUCACUCUGGAGAUGAAAGUGUCCGUCGUGGUGAAGAUGGAGAGCCGGGAAACGACAGAAGUCCUGUGCGUCAGGAGUGAUUGUAAAGAAGGACCGUACAGACCGAUUCCUCAGGCGUACGUGUACGGCGACACGGUCCAGGUGUGUUUGGAUAACCUGGAGCCGUGCAUGUAUGUGUGUGUGGUGGCUCAGUCCCGGUCCUUAUCUCCAGACACCACAGUUUGGGAGAACGUGGUUAAAAAGAUAACGUUAGGAGUGUACGGUCCCAAACACAUCCACCCGUCCUUCAAGACCGUCGUGGCUAUGUUUGGUCACGACUGUGCGCCAAAGACGUUGUUGGUAAGCGAUGUGGGUAAACAGGUUCAAUCUGCUCCAUCAGUGGUGCUUCAGCUUUGGGGUAAGCACCAGUUUGUCCUGUCCAAACCCCAGGACCUCAGUGUCGGGAUUUACUCCAACAUGGCCAACUACGAGGUAAAGGCCAACGACAAGGCAAGGGUGGUACGAGGCUUCCAGGUUAAACUAGGCAAAGUCAGCAGGCUCGUCUAUAUGAUCGCCUCGCGAAACACCGACGAUGUUUCGGACUUCACUUUGAGGAUCCAGGUUAAGGACGACCUAGAUUGUAUACUGGCUCAGUUUUGUGUCCAGACGCCAACACCGCCACCCAAAACAGGGCCAAAGACAUCGGUGCAAAGGCGCUUCCUGAAGAAAAAGGAAGUGGGGAAGAUAGUCUUGUCUCCUCUCGCUGUUGCAUGCAAGUACCCCGUGUUUCAGGACAGGAGAAUAAACAACUUAAAGUUUGGAAAGCUGAUCAAAACGGUCAUCCGACAAACGAAGAAUCAGUACUUGCUGGAGUACAAAAAAGGAGACUUUGUGGCCCUGUUGAGCGAGGAGAAGAUCAAGCUGAAGGGUCAGCUGUGGACAAAGGAAUGGUACAUUGGAUAUUAUCAGGGCAAGAUGGGAUUUGUUCACGCCAAGAACGUGCUGGUGGUUGGUAAAGUUAAGCCUAUUUACUUCAGUGGGCCCGACCUCACCACUGCACUUUUACUGGAGCAGACACUGAAGCCCUGCAAGUUCCUCACGUACAUCUACGCCUCCGUACGGACUAUUCUCAUGGAGAACAUCGGAAACUGGAGGGCGUUUGCAGACGCCCUCGGAUACAUCAACCUGCCUUUGACACAUUUCUGUCGGGCCGAGCUGGACAGCGAACCAGAGCGGGUCGCAUCGGUUCUGGAGAAGCUGAAGGAGGACUGCAACAAUUCGGAGAGCAAAGAGCGAAAGUCCUUCCAGAAAGAGCUCCUAACG
Molecule: messenger RNA, 2550 nt
Organism: Notothenia coriiceps (black rockcod)
Lineage: Eukaryota; Metazoa; Chordata; Actinopteri; Perciformes; Nototheniidae
Product: SH3 domain-binding protein 4
Exons: 2
Cellular component (GO): cytoplasm
Molecular function (GO): protein binding
Source: RefSeq, a predicted model, not a curated record